Messenger RNA from Brachypodium distachyon (stiff brome), 4335 nucleotides. RefSeq lists its product as uncharacterized. The transcript is spliced from 5 exons. The record is from RefSeq and is a predicted model, not a curated record. Bases 804 to 3833 code for a protein of 1009 amino acids. Lineage: Eukaryota; Viridiplantae; Streptophyta; Magnoliopsida; Poales; Poaceae.
GUUGCAGUUAAGCAUCUCGUCCGGCCCAAGUUGGCCCAAGCUUGGCUCAUCAAUCCUUCCCCAAAUUCGCAUUGCAUUGAGCUCGCAAAAUCGUACACAGCGGCGGCCGCCGGCCAGCCGGAAAUCCGGAACUGUUAUCAAAUCCUCGUCCGAUUCCUUCCAACAAUAUGUCUCCCCCAAUCAAUCUCUUGUUGCCCUCGCGUGGACGGAGGUUGGCAGCAAGCGAGAGAGAUCGAUGGCCGGCGGCGGCCGGAGAGGAGGCGGACGGACGCGCAUCGGCGGCGAUGUAGCAGCCCUUCCUGCGCCGCCGUGAGGGAAGAAGCGCGCGCGCACGGCGGAGGCGCCGGCCAAGUGGCAUGCUACAAGCAAGCAAGCAAAGAAUCGAUUUCUUUCUUUAGCGAAAGCCAAAGGUAAUAAUGAAAGAGAAAACAAAAGCAAAGGUAAGGAUCCUGGCUCUAGCUUGGUCUUAUUCUGCUCAAGGCAUUUGUGCACACAUACAAGAGCAAAGGUAAGGCACCCCAAAUAUUUCGUCGCAGCGUGUAGCUAGCAUGUCCCUUUUUUUAGCUCUCCAAUCAGGCCUUCUUGCAGUGGAACCUGAACAAUCUAUUUGGCUUCUCUCUGGGCUCUGGCUACAUGCUCUCGACAUAGUACAAAUUAUUCGACUUAACCAAGGAAGUCUGGACCGGACGGAUGACCGGCUGAGAAAUCAAUCUGGAGAUUGUUGAAGAGCUGGCCUAUCGAUCUUAAACCGAAAAAUGGAAUCACUAUAGAGGCUGGAGAUCGACGGAUACGACCACUUCAUUAUGCGCACGGAGGUUAUUAAGGCGGACACUAUUGAUGCUGCUGUUGAUAGGAUUCUCAAUGAACUUGCGACAGACACGAGAAGAAGCGGCAAUAGAGAGAAUGUCAUCUACUUUGAUGGCUGGGACGGGCUUGGGGCAUCUGCCGUCCUUCAAGCCGUGGCCAAACGCCUCGCGGAGCCGUUGACAAGGCCUGCAGGGCUGGAGUUUGAGAAAAUCAUCCACAUCGACUGCUCAAAGUGGCAGAGCAGAAGAGCCAUGCAGAGGGAAAUCGCAGUGCAGCUGAAGCUUCCCAAUAGGGUGAUGCAGAUGUUUGACAAACAAGACGAGGACGAUGAUUUCAGUGGGUUAGACCAGGGCUCUCGCGGUGAGAUAGAAGUCGGAGAGAUCUAUGAAAGCAUACAGAAUCAGAGAUUCCUUGUGAUCCUGCACAAUGGAAGCAAUGAAGAGAUUGAUAUAUUCAAUUUUGGUUUUCCUCUAAAUGGAUAUGCCAAUAGCAAGAUGCUGUGGACAUUCCAAGGGAGGUUUCGACUUGACCCCAAGAUGAUAGACAAAGUGAAGAAGAGCAGAACAACACAUGUUCUUAUUUCAGCUUCAAGAGAUGAGCGAGAUCUGCAGGAGCUUUGGUCUUAUCUAGUGCGCCAUGAGGCUGCUCAAGUUUCCUGCAAUAAGCAUGGCCCCGGCAUGAUUGAUCCGUCGGUUGCUGCCGAGUGUGUGUUGUAUAUGCUGAAACAAUGCUCCAUCGGCUCUCACACCGUGGACUAUGACUGGGCUAUCCACACCAGUAACUACUGGGUAUGCGAUGGGAUCAUCACACCGACUGACAUUGACAAAGCAUGGCAAGUUGGAGAUUUUCUGCAGCACGGGUUGCAGUUGCUGGACAUUAACAACCAGCUUAGCAGUGAUGAGUCAAUAAUAAUGCCGUCCUUUCACCUGUCAAGGUCUACCGAGCGCAUUCCGUACUGGAUUUCCACAACAACUUGUGGAUUUAUGCUGAGCCCCUCUGGUGUUAUCCCCGACUACAUGUUUCAGUACUCGCACAGGCUUGGCGUGCUCAAGCUAUCAAGGUGUACCUUCAGCUUCUCAUCGCCUCCGUUCCUCUGUUGCCACAGCCUGAGGUUCCUGUGGCUUGACCACUGCGAAGACCUCCAAACAGGAAGCAGCACCACAGAUCAUCACCAGCCAGAUGCAAAAAAGGAGGAGAAGGAGUUGGACAAUAGCGACAUGACAUCAUGGAAGUGCUUCCAAAGCCUGUGGGUGCUUGACCUGCGCUACACAGAUUGGGAUCAGAUCUUGUCAGCACAGGUGAUGGAUUUGAUGACCCAGGUCAGGGAGCUAAAUGUAAUGGGAGCCAAGAACUGGGACAUGAGCAACCUACGGGGACGGCUGCAGAACAUUCGCAAGCUCCGGGUAACAGAGUCCACCUGCUGCUUUGACAACAACGUGUUCUCAGAGAUGGAUGGCUUGGAGCUUCUUGAUUUCUCGGGAAAUACCAUCAGCCAAGGCAUGACAAGCUUAUCUGCGGCAGCAAGCAACACUAGCCUUGAGACUGUUAUUAUUGAUGGAUGUGAUGGGUUAAAAGUUAUCUCUUUGAGGGGCUGCAAAGAAUUGAGGAACCUGUUCUUCAAAGGAUUGUUUCGGAGUCUCGAGGAGCUGGACCUCUCGGGCACAAAAGUGAAAACCCUCAACCUCGGAGAAGUGAGAGCCAACUCACUCCCCAAGCGGAUCAUCCUGCUUGGCUGCCAGAAGCUCCAUGCGAUAUUAUGGCCACAAAAUAUUGAUACGGAAGAAGCACCACAUGUGCUAUGUAUCGAGACCACCUCAACUUCAGCGUCAGUUGUAACACCAACAGAGCUCACUGGUGGCGAAACACCACAUGCACAUCCGCAUGGUGAAGGAUCCCUCCAGCAGCAAAAAGAAGAAAAGUUCAAGGGUGGAUGGCAGAUUACUCUUACAGAUACAAGGCUCCUUAGGUCAAUUUCUCCUGUACAUAGUUACCUCUCAACUGCAUCCGUACAUCUUGAUAUCAGUUCUGCAGCCGCUGUUGGUGGUAGCAAUAUCCAAGGAACAAGCAACGAUAAACUAGUGCAAGUCCCACCGCAUACAAGUACCAUAAUGGACUCCAAGUACAGAGAUGUCUUGAAGCAUGGCUCAGUUCCAGCAAUGAUGAUGUGGGACUGCCCCGAGAUAUUUCUGUGGUCAGCCGAGAGGACAUGUAUCAUAAAGGUUGUCUUGCAUUUGGGGCAGGGCAACAAACUGUUGGGGGAUGCUCCAACUGCUAUUACUAAUGCUUUACUGUGGCCUGAUCUUACAUGUGUGCUGGCUACAUCACUCCACGUAUACAAUAACUCUUCCAUCACCAGUAUCCCUGUAGCGCCCAAUCGAUUACAAUGGCAUAUCGAAAGAUGGUGCCGGGUGGAGAGGUGCCCCAAGUUACACACAAUCUUCACUCUUCCCCAGGGCAGUAGUGUGGAUAAUUUUUAUUUUCUGGAGACAUUCUGGGCGUCCCAGCUUCUGACGACCUGCUACAUCUGGGACAGGACAAUUUUUCUAACCUCUCAUACCUUUUCAAACCUGAAGUUUUUGCACCUGGACUACUGCCCCAGGCUCUUGCAUGUGCUCCCCAUCCAUGCUAGCUCUUUGUCUGGACUAAAGACUCUCGAGAUAGUCUACUGCGGUGAUCUCAGGGAGGUAUUCCCAUUGAGCCCUGAGCUUCAAGAUCAGGAUACGAUUAUAGAAUUCUCCAAGCUAAGGCGCAUCCACCUGCACGAGCUCCCGACGCUGCAGCGCAUCUGUGGGCGCAGGAUGUACGCGCCUAAACUUGAGAUCAUCAAGAUCAGGGGCUGCUGGAGCCUCAGGCGUCUGCCGGCCAUCGGACACGACACCAAGCCGCCCAAGGUUGACUGCGAGAAGGAGUGGUGGGACAACCUGGAGUGGGACGGGGUGGAGAAGUACCACCACCCUUCCCUCUAUGAGCCGAGCCACUCAAAGUACUACAAGGCCAAGCUGCCAAGAGGCAGCCUACUCAGGUGAGACUGAGAUAUUAUGCCAAGAGGCAGCCUGCUCAGGUAAUCUGCAUGCGUGUACGUUGAACAUGCAGUGCUGCCCACAUGACUGAAGCUUUCCUGCCGUGUGUGUGUGUAUGUGUUGCUUGCUCGGCUUCCUGCUUGAUUGGUUUGGUGUGGCUUGACUUGGUUUGAUUUGAUUUGGUUUGGUCAUCCUUGCUCGACCCAUCAAAGUACUAAUCAUCUGGUUGCAUAGGUGAUGGUACACGUUAUCGAGCAAAUGAGAAAUAAAGCAGAGCAGGCAUUAUUCAGCUUAUAUAUGCAAGAGUACCCCUGAGUGCUCAUGUCGUUGCACCUGCUCCCAUGUGUGUCUGUUUUGGUGUGGAUUGUCAGCUGUGGGCUGAUUGUAAUUUGUAAGCAUAAAUGACGAUGAUUGUGUAUGUGCUGUUGCUUGUUAUGUAUGAAUAAUCAGCUUUGGACUAAUUGUGAUUUGUAAGCAUAAAUGAUGACUUUGUGUGUGGUUUCUUUGG